CAGUGUGCCAUUAUUCUAGGCUUUGUGUGGGUCUGUAUUGUUCUCCUGUGGGCUGCUUUGUUGAGUGCGGGGGUAUAGUGGUGAUGCUGCGGGCCAUUGCUUUAUGCUGACUCUGACCUGUGGGAAUGGCAGGGAGCGAUAUGGCCCUAUGACUAGGCCAUAGACUGAGAGAGGAGGAGAAGGAGAGAGGAACAGCAUCAGCAACUCGCAUCCCAAGAGAGCAUUUGGAAAUGGACUAAAAUACUACUGGAUUAAAGACUCAUCUGUUCAGGUCCAAGUGUAGUCAUGCAGGAGAACCCGGGCUCUAUAGGUGUGGAUGGAGGAUAUGCCAGCAAUGUACCUGCUUUCCUCACUAAACUCUGGACUCUUGUUGAGGACCCAGAGACCAGUCAUCUGAUUUGCUGGAGUACUACGGGCACCAGCUUCCAUGUUUUUGACCAGGGCAGGUUUGCCAAAGAGGUUCUGCCCAAAUACUUCAAACACAAUAACAUGGCAAGCUUUGUGCGCCAGCUCAACAUGUACGGCUUCAGGAAGGUGGUGAAUAUUGAGCAGAGUGGGCUGGUGAAGCCCGAGCGAGAUGACACCGAGUUCCAGCACCUCUAUUUCCUCCAGGGUCACGAGCAUCUGCUUGAACACAUUAAGCGCAAGGUGUCAAUAGUGAAGAGCGAGGACACCAAAGUGCGGCAGGAGGACUUGAGUAAGUUGUUGUAUGAGGUGCAGGUGCUACGAAGCCAACAAGAGAACAUGGAGAUGCAGAUGCAGGAUAUGAAACAGCAAAAUGACGUUCUGUGGAGGGAGGUGGUGUCACUGAGGCAGAAUCACACACAGCAGCAGAAAGUCAUGAACAAGCUGAUUCAGUUCCUGUUUAGCCAGAUGCAGUCCAACACUCCCAGCACUGUGGGAAUGAAGAGAAAGCUUCCUCUCAUGCUGGAUGAUGGCAGCUCCACCCCUCCUGCCUCAAAAUUCAGCCAUAGCCACUCCGCAGAGUCCUUACCAGAAUCUUUCUAUAUCCAGUCGCCAUCCACAGAAAGUGCAUCCUGCUCCACUAGCAAUGUGAUGACAGGAGGGCCAGUAAUCUCUGAUGUCACUGAAAUCUCACAGUCCAGCACCAUGGCUUUACAAAUGCAGGCAGAGGAAUCUCGAGAAAAGUGUCUGAUGCUGAUUAAGGAAGAGCCAGUGAGUCCUGGGGUGCAGGGACGCGGAGAGGGUGUACCACUCGGCUCCUGUGAGGUGUGCACUGAACCCCCCGUCCUCCCUGUUGCCAUGGUGCAGUCCGUCCUAGAGGGCCGAGGAUCUAAUUUGGGAGAGAGAAGGGCCAAAAGACCCAUGCUGGAGAGAUCAGAGAUUCCUGAUGGUGUGGAGAAUGUUGACAUGAGCCUGGAGGAUUUACAGCUGCUUCUGAGGAGCCACCAGCAGAGCAUGGAAACCAGUGCAGCAGCAAUGGAUCCCUUCACAUUUAGUCUAUCUUUGAACGAGUGGAACUUCACAGAAAUGGACCCGACACUGAAAUCAGAGCUGGCUAAUGCCCUCAUCCCUGCUGCUGUGUCCCAGUACAUGUUUCAGGGUCAGGAAAUGGAGACGUUCCCCACUGCUGGCUAUGAGGAGCAGUGAAGCCCUUAUAUGACUGCCAGCACAUAUCUCUCAUAAGAGUGAGCAGAGUGAUCUAUUUGAAAGCAUGCCACUUGGAUUGUACAUUAUCCCAACAUCAGAAGAGAAGGCUCAACUUUAUCUGACUAGCAGAUGAGGAGGUUAUAAACAGUAUCAAGUAAACAUGCUGACCAGCACUUUGUGAAGAUUCACUUAGUUUGGCCAUUGGUGGAAGGUGUAUUUCUACAAAAAAAAAACUGGGAGCAUUUCAACUCUUUGGAGAUGGAAUAUUUACAGUAAUCCUUUCUCAAAGCCUAUUAAGAGUUCAGGCUACAUCAAGAUCAUUUUGAAGAUAUUUGUCUCAUGAUAUAAUGCAUCCUAAGAAAACUUCUGUUGCCAAGGAAAUGGCAAUAUUAAGCAUUUCCCUCCCGAACGACUACAAUGCAGGUGAACUGUAUGCAAUAUGACGUAAAUCAGUGUCUGAGUUUGAAUGCACUUUUGUCUGCAUGCUUUGUGGAGCUGUGAUUUCAUUUUCUCUAAAAUGUAACUGUAAAAAAAAAAAAGAAUAUAUUUAGUUUGAUAUUAUAAUGAAGCACACACUUGUAUUUCAAUAUAUAUUUAAAGACAUAUAAAGUACUAUGUAUGUAUUAAUGUGAGAGGUCUAGGGGUUAAUCAGACCUCGUAGAAAGAAAACUGAAAACGAUGCACUGCUUUUUGCACAAUUUAGUGUCUUUUCGCAAUCAUAUUUUAGUAUCUGAAAUAUAUUAUUAAGACAUCAAGUAUCUUUGUUUCAAUUUAUCCUUUAGUUGACUGACUAGCCUUUGAGAAUUUACAGCUGUCUUUGAUACGAUUAUGAUACAUUGUGUGAUAUUUGCCCUCAUUUGAUACAAAUGUAUUGACCACACUGGUUAGAUGCAAAAGACAGAAUCAACUAUUCCUAAUGCAAUAAUAUUUUAUAGGCCAUAAUGCACUUUGUUGUUAGGGCAGCCAUGUAGCAAUGCAGAAAACCCUAGAUCUCUUACAAAUGUGUUGAAUUUUAAGUGCAAUACUGCUGGCAUUUAUUAAUAUGAUUUCCAAAAAAGGAAUUUUGCUGUAUUGAUUUGUAUGAUUUCUCAAGGAUGUACCAUUAAAUUAUGAUUUAGAUGGGAACUAUGAUGGGAUAAAAUAAAUUGCACUAAGGGUGAUAACUGUAUUAGAUAGUGUUUAUUUAGUGUUAGUUUAUACUUUUAUUUUUCCACUAUUCUCUACCAAAGAGCAAUUAUUAAAUGGUUUAGUUUGAGAAGAGUGUUUUUUCAUAUAGCUUGCAAAGUCUUUCAUUGUAUACUUAUUUUAAUUUCAUAAUGUAAUUAAUUGCACUGCUAAAAAAAGAAAAAUGAAUGCACAUAAACACGGCAAGACACAAAAGCAUGAAAGCAAGAAAGGAAACCACUGUCAUAUUAUUUCUGGAUGUAGUCUGUUCCUGACUCCCACCAGCAUGUUAAAAAUAGGCCUAUGUACACAAAAAAAUGAAAAACAAUAAACCUGUUUUAAAAGCA
Messenger RNA from Carassius auratus (goldfish), 3122 nucleotides. Its product is annotated as heat shock factor protein 1-like. Bases 286 to 1611 code for a protein of 441 amino acids. Gene Ontology annotation, biological process: regulation of DNA-templated transcription. The record is from RefSeq and is a predicted model, not a curated record. Gene Ontology annotation, molecular function: DNA-binding transcription factor activity; sequence-specific DNA binding. The transcript is spliced from 13 exons. NCBI's taxonomy places the organism in Eukaryota, Metazoa, Chordata, Actinopteri, Cypriniformes, Cyprinidae.